Gloeophyllum trabeum ATCC 11539 is the source of this 2739-nucleotide messenger RNA. RefSeq lists its product as uncharacterized. The record is from RefSeq and is a predicted model, not a curated record. The transcript has 23 exons. Gene Ontology annotation, biological process: regulation of DNA-templated transcription; DNA-templated transcription. Gene Ontology annotation, molecular function: zinc ion binding; DNA binding; DNA-binding transcription factor activity, RNA polymerase II-specific. Bases 1 to 2739 code for a protein of 912 amino acids. Lineage: Eukaryota; Fungi; Basidiomycota; Agaricomycetes; Gloeophyllales; Gloeophyllaceae.
AUGUGCGACAGCUUUCAGAAAAGUGAAAGCACUCUGGGCCUUUCGCAAUCGAGCCUAGACCGCGACGUCUCUCACGGGAAUAGGACUGAUAGGCGAACGCAACGAGAGACGACCUUACCCAUCAUCUGUAUCGUCAUGCACGUCGGUGCAGACACUGAAGACGGCUUCGAACAGCGGGUGACGGGCGAGCCGCGGAAACGGAGUAUUCGAGCCUGCGAUCUCUGCCGAAAGGCGAAGAUUCGUUGUAAUCGAUCCUCCGAGGACGAGCCAUGUCAGGCCUGCCAAGCAGCAGAGGUCGGAUGCGUCUUCUCAGGACCUACCUUCAAACGAGGUCCGCCGAAAGGCUACAUACAAGCCCUUGAGCAGAGGUGGUACAGGUCGGAAUCAAUCCUCGCGGUGUUGAUUGCUGCGUCCAGCAAUCCCUACGUUCAAGAACUCUCCCGUCUGUUGCAGCAAGAUGACCUAGCCCGCGAAGUCAUGGAAAGUGUCGCCACCGGCCCUUUGCAGACGACCCCAGAAGCAGUCGCGAGCUUCGAGAGAAAGGGUGUCAAGCAACAGAACUGGGGCAGUGGCAAGAUCGUCUCACAGCAUGCCUCGUUUCCCCGCAAUCCCAAAGCACCUUACCGUCAGUGCAAUACCAGCCGCCAGCGAACGCAGAGUACGACGCCCUUGACACCACUCAAUUAUAUUCAAUGGAUUCAUCCGCUCAACAGACCAAAUCUAGAGGACAAAAGCGCAAGUCCUGAUGAUUCGGGAGUAGACGAAGCUAUAGACGGCUUGAAUCACCUCUCGGUGGACGAGAACCAAGAGCUUCGGUAUCACGGCAGCGCAAGCGGGUAUCACCUGCUAGGCGCGGAAGAACGCUUUGAUGGCCGGAACGAGGGCGGGAUAUGGAAAUUCCCCAUGGCGCGCGUGUGGCCGCUGGCCAUGGAGUCGCGACUGGCGUAUGCGGAUGAAGACGACGUGGACGUGCAGAUGCCUCCUCCCGAGCAACAGGAGGCACUCGUCAACGUCUAUUUCACGUACAUCCACCCCUUCAUCCCGUUGAUACACAAGCAGCAGUUCCUGGAGAGCUUCAGAGCUAGCCGCCAACAGCCGAGCGGGACGCAGGGGCUGUCGAAAGGGUUGCUCCUCGGCAUCUUCGCGAUUGCGGAAAGGUACCGGGCGGCGACGAUGCCGCCGCCGCCCGAGGGAGUCAUGUCAGAGGCCGGAUGCGACUUUGCGUAUUCCGCCCAGGAAGUCAUCAUGAAAACCGUCCACCACAGCCAUCCGGUCACGUGCCAGGCGCUGUUGCUGCUGGGGGUGAGGGAGUUCGCGAUAGGCAAGCCCGACCAGUGUACAUGUCCCUUCUCCCUCGUCGCGUGGAGCGCACUGCUGAUGAGCGGGACAGGAAUGGCCAUUCGUAUGGCGUAUGAUCUAGGGCUCAACCGCGAUCCGGAACACUGGUUGUACAGAGGACGGGAGGUGUUUACCGUGAACGAUAAGCAAACGAGGAGAGCAAUAUGGUGGGCGUGCUGUUCGGUAGAUCGGCGCAUGAGUGCUUUUUUAGGACGACCGAUAUCGAUCCAGGACAAGGACUAUAAUGUCAAACUGCCUGAUCCUGAGGCUAAAUGCAUGGACACCGAGUGCCUUGUCCAGAUCUACGAUGGCCUGUGGCAGCCUGUGCACGAAGACCCAGCUGCAUCCGCCUUCUCACCCGUGUCAGGCCAUUUCGCUCAGUGCUAUCAUUACAGCGCUUCGCUUUCUAUUAUCAUGGGCCAGAUUAUAAAUACCAUGUACCCUGUUAAGCGGACCCACCUGGAUGCGCAAGCGCCGUCUCAAGCGUGGCAGGCGAUGUCGGCGUGGCUGCAUCAGUGGUACGGUUCUCUGCCUAAAGAGAUGCAAUAUCUUUCCGUGGCUCAGCUAGCCGACGCUCCGCCGCAUAUAAUGUUACUACACGUGGAGUAUUGGUAUGCCACUUUGCUCCUGCACCGUAGCCUACUCCCGAGCGUGAUACGCCCCGAGUCUCUUCAAGGCGAAGGACACAUUAUUCGCUUGGAACGAUGCCAUGCGGCCGCUAUGAAGAUAAGCGAUAUAGUUGGUGGCUACCAUGACAGAGCCGGCUUGGAUUAUAGCCCGCCCUUCUUGAGCUCUUACGUGCUGAAUGCUGGCAUUACCCAUGUCAUCACUCUCAGUGUCGGCGUAAUGCACGAGGCUGCGUCGCAGGGCCUCUUGCGGGCGAUCAAAGCACUAGAAGCAAUGAAGGUAUGCUGGUCCGGCGCCGGGCUGGCCUGUGACCUGCUGAAGGGCGUCAAGCUCCGACUGCAGACAGGCGGGCAUGCUCCCAUCACCCCAGCGUCCACACCCGCAGCGAGUACUUGGACAACAUCUGUCACGGCAUCUAGCAUGACUAGCAUGCCUGAACCAGUAACCGGACGGAGCGGAGUGUCUUGGGAUAUGUGGCCUGACCCAUACGAGAUGACGCGUUUCGCAGACCCGUUCAGUGCGUUUACAAUGGCUCAGAUGCUCGGAUUGGACGUGUCACAGUCGGGCAUGGACACGGACGGUAUGGGUCAGCGCUCGGAUUAUGGAAGCGCUACUCAGGAUAUUGCGGUGAUGUCGGGUUCUGGUUACGCACACGAGCCUGUCGCUGGACCGAGUGGGACGACAGUACAGUGGUUCGGUGAGGCGGGAAACGAGGGUUCGGCGGCUGCCGCUGGUCACCGUACGCCCACUUGCACAGAGAGUUCGGAGGGGUAA